Messenger RNA from Dendrobium catenatum, 930 nucleotides. Its product is annotated as cytochrome P450 87A3-like. Gene Ontology annotation, biological process: sterol metabolic process. The transcript is spliced from 5 exons. The coding region runs from base 1 to 930 and encodes 309 amino acids. Gene Ontology annotation, molecular function: oxidoreductase activity, acting on paired donors, with incorporation or reduction of molecular oxygen; iron ion binding; heme binding. The record is from RefSeq and is a predicted model, not a curated record. NCBI's taxonomy places the organism in Eukaryota, Viridiplantae, Streptophyta, Magnoliopsida, Asparagales, Orchidaceae.
AUGCAAUUUGCUGUUUCUACUGACCUAGAGCUCAACUAUUUUGUACUUGAACAAGAGGGGAAAAUAUUUAAGAGUUUCUACCCAAAAACUUUCAUUGAGUUAUUCGGCUUAGAAGAUAUUAAUGACCAGAAAGAUGCUAAGUCAAGGUACCUGAAGAGCAUAAUCGUUAAGGUUUUGGGUCCUGAGAACCUCAAGGAGAAACUCCUGUGUAAUAUGGAUGAAGAAAUUCGUAAGCGUCUCUGUUUGUGGUCUGCUAAAGAAUCCAUAAUUGACCUCAAAGAUUCAAUCUCAACUCUUUUCUUCGAUGUCAUAGCCAAGACUUUGAUAAGCUAUGAUCCUUCAACAACAACAAUAGACUUAAUGAGAUAUCUUAAAGUUUUUAUAAGCUCAGUGUUCUCCUUUCCAUUUAACUUUCCUGGAACUGCUUAUCAUAGGAGUUUGCAGGGGCGGAAGAUUGUGAUGAAUUUGCUGAAAACUUUACUUUCAGAGAGGAUGAAAUCACCAAGAAAAGAAAGCAAGGAUUUUCUCGAUCUUUUAGUUGACGAACUCGGGAAAGAAAACUCCAUGUUAACAGAGAAAUCAGCUUUAAAUUUAAUAUUUGUUCUUCUAAUUGCAAGCUUUGUGUCAAGUUCUCAAACAAUUUCUCUUGCUACUAAGUUUCUCAGUGAGGAUCCAAAAAUUUUGAAAGAUCUAACCGGAAAACCUGAAUCAAAUUGCGGAGAGAAGAACUACUUAGUUUUUGGUGGAGGGAUUAGGUAUUGUGUUGGUGCUGAAUUUAGCAAAAUGGAGAUGGCUAUUUUUCUCCAUUACUUUGUUACUAAGUGCAAGUGGAAGGAUGUUAAAGGUGGAAAUAUAGUAUGCUCUCCUAGUUUAGAGUUUCCUGAUGGCUAUCACAUCCAAGUUAUGCCUAAAAAUGUUCGAGUAUUAUAG